AUGUCUGGAAAUGGGGAGAGAAAGUGCGACAAUUGUUUCCAAGCAGCUCUUUCAUGUCAAGAGAAGCGUUAUUACGUACGAUUUCUGUAUCGACAUUCCUCUCGUGGUAGUGUCUGCCCAAACUCCAAAACCGUUGUUACUCUCAAUUUGUCCGCUGAUAAACCUCCAGGAAAAAGGGAAACCCCAGCGGUCCGCCAGAAGGACGGCUUCAGGAACAACAAGCAGAGCGGAGCUACACGGAUGGUCGUGGGACGGAGCGUUGAACUAAGUCAAGCUAGAUAUGUCGGUUCCUUGCACGACUCGAAGCGAAACCUACUUUCACUCACACUAGUCGUAGUCGACAGCGACCAACGUUGCACACAUCGAUGGCUUGCAGUUUGCAGUUCGAGAACCCCACAUCCUGCUUGUCAUCCACAUUCCCGCAACACUAGGCCAAGCACCGACCUCGGCACGAACCCUGUAUGGCAUAGUAGCCAAAGUAUGUUCCUCCUUCCGCGUCAGCUGGACUAG
This is a messenger RNA of Dothidotthia symphoricarpi CBS 119687, 510 nucleotides long. RefSeq lists its product as uncharacterized. The coding region runs from base 1 to 510 and encodes 169 amino acids. The record is from RefSeq and is a predicted model, not a curated record. The transcript is spliced from 4 exons. NCBI's taxonomy places the organism in Eukaryota, Fungi, Ascomycota, Dothideomycetes, Pleosporales, Dothidotthiaceae.